Heterobilharzia americana is the source of this 2095-nucleotide messenger RNA. The record is from the annotation of a GenBank genome assembly. Lineage: Eukaryota; Metazoa; Platyhelminthes; Trematoda; Strigeidida; Schistosomatidae.
GAAGCGGUAGUUUGAAUAGCGUGAACGAUCUAUCACUGAUUGGAAACAAAAGUUUUUAUUCUCAUUUCCUGAUCUUGACAUCAGUAGGCAGCAAGUGAACAAUUUUCACAUGUCAUUUGCAAAUAUGGAUUCAGAAAAUAGCAUACCAUGCCAGAAGAUGAAUUUCAUACAAGAUCUAAUGCCUCUUAGCAGACAUAUUGGAUCCCCGAUUGCUAAAAGAGUCCUUGCUGUUUUAGAUACAACUAUACAAAAGGUGUUAACUAUACUGUGUUUGCAGAAUAUAGUGGAAAAUGUCAAGGUCCAGAAGCAGGAAAAUAUAUUGAAACAUGUGAAUAUUUAUUUCAAACAAGUAGAUAGAUAUAACUCGAUAAAAACUAGUUACGCCGAUUGUGCUGACACUGAUAAAAAUUUAUCAGAAAAAUGUGUGGUUGUGAAGGAUAUGGAAACAGGAAUGAACUUGAAUACGGAAAGUCAUGAAAUUGAAGAAGAAUUGGUAGAUAGUAUUCGAAAACUAUUACAUUUUAUGUUGUCUCAACCUUUAGUCAAUCAAAUUCUAGCCAGUAUCAUACUAAAAAAAGCAGAUCAAUUACCGAAUGAAUGGAAAUUACCAGAGACAAUAAGUAAUUUUAAAGAUAGUGUUCAAUGGAUCAAUUUACCACAAUUUCCUGAAUGUAAUAAAACAAAACUAUUGGAAUAUUUAAUAAAUUUAAGAACAUUAUUAUUAACUAAAUUACUUACUACACCAGAGGAUAAAAAGAGAAGAAAAAAGUAUAUACGAGAACUUGAAAAUAGAGAUCAAGAGAGUCAAACAAAAUUAAAUGUACUCAUUAAAGAAUUAGAUCAACAAAUUUGUAAAAAUAAUACAGAAGUGAGAAAAAUUGGUUAUACAGUUUCUAAACUUAAAAAUGAAAUUGAUAAUCUUGAAAAAUACUUAGCUGAACGAAUAAAACAAGUGAAUACAGAAGAAGUUAAGAAAAUGACAGAAAUUAAGAAUCAAAUUAACGAAAAAGAGGGCAAUUUGAAAAAAGAGGACAAAAAUCAAAACCAACUGCUGCAAAAAUUGAUUGAAACAAAUCGUUGUGAAGAAGAGACAUUGCGUGCAACAAUUUAUAAAAUGGAAACUGAUAUAGAAACAAAAAUUUCAAAAUAUGAUCAAGAGAUGACAAUAUUACAGGAUGAAUAUGAUAAACUUGAAGCAGAGUAUACAGAGGAGAAAAGCGCCUAUGAUGAGCUAAACGAACGUUUCCAGAUUAUAAACGAAGAAUAUCAGAAAAUAAUGGAAGAACGUAGACUACAAGAAGAAAAACGUCAAAGAGAAGAACAAGAAAGGCGUCAAAUGGAACAAGCAGUAAUAACAAUACAAGCUUUUUGGAGAUCAUAUAAAACAAGAAAACUGGCACGUGGGAAAAGAGGUGGCAGUAGAAAAGGGAAAAGGUAGUCAGAAGACUAUCAAUAUAUAAAUCAAAUGAACUAGCAACAGAAGGCAUUACCAUUCAUUUCUGAAUUAUGUCAAGAUUUUCUGGUGUGAUUUGAAACAAUUUUUAAAAUAUAGUAGUUCGGUAACUUAAGUAGUUAUGUUAUACAAUGAACAAUGGUUGUAGAAUUUGAUAUAAAAAGGUCACAUUUUAUUGGAGGAUUUAUUAUAUCUUUUCCUGAUGUCUGUCUCACUGACUUCUUGUUAAUGAUCUGCGUUCACAGUACAGAAUUGUCGCCAGCAAAUGUAUUCCCUAUAUUUCAUCGUGUUGCGUUAUAUUUUCAUGUACUGACGUCAGGUAUGCUAAUUUGGACCUUUACGCAGUAAUACCAGGUUCCAUCCUAAUACUUACUGAUAGAUUCUGAACGUAAACCAAGAUACCAGCGUUAAACUAGCGCGUACACUACAAAUUAUAUAUUGAACUGUUUUGUUGACAUUUUAAUAACGUACAAAUAAAUUUCGGUUUUUUAGCAGCAAAUGAAAAUAUCAUUUGAAUAGGUGGUAUUUAUGUAUAAAAUUAUUAUUGACAUUUUAGAAUAAUUACUGAAAAUGCCUAUCAGGACAUUUGAGAAAACAUGUUCGCUGACGUUUUAGAAUAGGAUAUGUAUUCAUGGCUAAUUG